Cornus florida is the source of this 4651-nucleotide messenger RNA. Its product is annotated as disease resistance protein RPM1-like. The transcript is spliced from 2 exons. Gene Ontology annotation, molecular function: ADP binding. Gene Ontology annotation, biological process: defense response to other organism. Bases 1563 to 4364 code for a protein of 933 amino acids. Lineage: Eukaryota; Viridiplantae; Streptophyta; Magnoliopsida; Cornales; Cornaceae. The record is from RefSeq and is a predicted model, not a curated record.
CUGCUCCGACUAGUAAUACAGGGUUCACACCUCUUUUUUUUCAUUUUUAUUUCUGAUUUCAUUUUUCGUAUCCAUCAAACAAAGCCUUCUCCAUAAGACUGUUAACUGAUUUUAUCAAAGGAGCAAAUGGUGUUUCAACAAUUUACUUCUAGCUUGAAGAAGAAUUGCGUCUUCAUCAUUAUUGUUCUCUUUGUUCCAUAUUGAUGAGGCUUUCACAUUUACAUCUGAAUCUAUAAUCCCUCAAUCUCUCUCUCACACACAACAUCUGCAAUUAGUCUCUUCAUGUUUGGUAUUCCAUGAGUUAGAGAGAAGGUACGUACUUCCUGAACUCACAGCUAGCUCUCUGCAUUUCUAUUGCUUUGAAUUAUUAGUUUACUACUUAUUUCAAUUUGGUUCUCUCUCUCUCUCUUACAUCUGAAUUUGCAUCUCCCACUAUUUGCAGUCUCUUAUUCUCACUCACUCAAAUUUCUUUUACAUCUCAAUUUGUAUCAAUGUGAUAGCUUGAAAGUCAGCCUUAAUUUUUCUUCUUCUUUUCAAUGGUAGUGGUUCAAUGUGAUAACUUGAAAGUCGUCCUAAUUUUUCUUUUUUCUUAAUCUUCUCUUCGUCACUUGUAAUUCCACAUAAUUUCGUUUUUUAAUUUGUGUAAAAUGAAAUAUUUCAUUUUAGUAAAUUAUAAGUUUAAAAUAAUAUUGUUAGAUUAUUUUAAUUAUUUAUGAAGCCUAAUCUGACUAUAAGAAAAAUAUUUUGGUACAAACAUAUCAUUAUAAUUAUAUUAAGUUAAAAUAUUAUCAUCAUUUAUUUUACAUGUAGCACCUUAUUUGUAUACUGAAAAAUAAGGUGUUACACAAAUCAAAAACUUAAUUUUAUAUAUCUAUGUGUGUGAAUUAACAACAAAUUUUAUAUAAAAUGAAAUGUAUAUAAUCCAAGUCUUUUUGUUUAUAAGCUGAUAUAAUUAUAUAUUAUAUUGACAAGGGGCUAGUAAAUGGUAAACAUGAGCGUUCAUUAGCUUAUAUCUACCAUUAUAGGAUAUGUAUAAUUAUUUAUUCCAUAAGCAAGAAGAGGUACUUCUUGAAUUCUCUCUUUAGUUUCUUCAACAAUCAACUUCUCUGCCUUUUUGCUUUGUAUUAUAAAUUUGUGGUUUACUUCUUGUUUCAAUUUGGAUUCCUCUCUUACAUCUGAAUUUGCAUCUCCCUCUAUUUGCAAUCUCUUUUUGUCACAAAUUUGAAUUAAGCUCUCUUACAUCUCAAUUUGUCUCUCUAGAAUCUCCAUUUCAUUUUCUUUAUCUUUCUUUCUAUCUUCUUUGUCAUUCAAAGUGAGACUCGUUGUACUUGUGGAUUUAAAACACUUUACUACCUCCAACCAAAUAAAAUCCAUUACUUGAAAUUUCUGCUUCAGUAGUAGCUUUCUACAUUUGUAUUCUUGCUUUUUUGCUUUAUAAUAUUUCUGCUUCCGUAGUAGCUAUAUUUUUUUCCGUCAUUUCUUGGGCAUGAUCCAUCCUCUUCCUCUUCAAAAUCAACGCAAUAGCUGUCUCGUAUUCUUAAGCAGGUCAAAGGAACAAAACAAUGGCGGAAACUGCAGUGAGCUCUGUUAUUGACAAUUUGCUCCCACUGUUAACCAACGAAGCAAAAUUGCUUAAGGGUGUCCAUAAAGAAGUUGCCAGCAUCAAAGAUGAAUUGGAAUACAUACUGUGUUUCUUGAAGGAUGCAGAUGUCAGGGUUGAAACUGCAAAGAUCAACGACAGCUUGCAACUUUGGGUGAAAGACGUAAGGAAAGUUUCUUAUAAGAUCGAAGAUGUUAUCGAUGAAUACAUACUUCACUUGGCAAAGCCAUUUCAUCAGUAUGGUUUCAUCACUUUCUUUCUUAAAGUCGCUCACCCAGUUAUUAAACUGAAGCGAAGACAUGAGAUAGCUUCUGAGAUUCAAGAGAUCAAAACAACCAUACAGGAGAUCAAGCAAAGAGCUGACAGAUAUGGAUUCAGUUCCUUGGAGCAAGGAUCAAGCAGUGUCACAAAAGAUAGCACAUGGCAUGACCCUCGAGUGGCUUCCCUUUUCAUUGCUGAAGAUGAAGUUGUCGGCAUUGAAUCUCUAAGACACAAAUUGAUCAGUAAGCUAUUGGCAGAACAACCGAUGCGUGGAAUAAUUUCUCUCAUUGGGAUGGGUGGAUCCGGAAAGACCACUCUCGCCAAGAAAGUCUACGACAGCCCAAGAGUGACUGCACACUUCGAUUGCCAUGCUUGGAUCCCUGUGUCCCAAUCAUACAAGAUGGAGGAAAUCCUCAAAACAAUGAUCAAGAAGUUCUAUGGAUCAAGAAAGGAGCCUGUUCCUGAAGGAAUUGAUACAAUGGAAGAAGAUUUGCUCAUUGAAAAUUUGAAGGAAUAUUUAGAACUGAAGAGGUAUGUGGUUGUUUUUGAUGAUGUAUGGAAAAUAGACUUUUGGAGUUUCAUAAAACAUGCUUUAUCGAAGAACAGCAAAUGCAGUCGAGUAAUCGUCACCACUCGAAAUGAUGAUGUUGCUUCUUCUUGCAAAGAAUCUCCAUUUGAUUACAUCCACCAUCUUGAGCCUCUCUCUGAAGACAAGGCUUGGGAACUCUUUUGCAAGAAGACAUUCCAAUUAGACUUUGGGGCUCAAUGUCCACUAGAAUUGAUGGAAUUCUCUAAUAAAAUUGUUCGCAAGUGUGAAGGAUUGCCACUUGCAAUUGUGGCAAUAAGUGGUUUGUUAUCAACAAAAGACAAGACUGUAUCAGAAUGGGAAAAGGCGUACAAUAGCCUCGGUUUUGAGUUACAAAGGAGUCCCCAUCUUACAAGUAUUACAAAAGUCAUAUUGCUCAGUUAUCACGAUCUUCCUUACUACCUGAAAUCUUGUUUUUUGUACUUAAGCAUAAUACCAGAAGACUUCUCUAUUCAUUGUGGAAGAUUGAUUCGGUUGUGGAUAGCUGAGGGGUUUGUAAAACCAGAAAAAGGAAAAAAAACUUUGGAAGAGGUUGCAAAAGAAUACCUGGCCGAACUAAUUCGUAGAAGUUUGGUUCAAGUGAGUGAACUAAACUAUGAUAAAUCAAAAAUUCGUACUUGCCGAGUUCAUGACUUGAUUCGUGAGCUCAUCGUUUCAAAAUCCGAGGAGUUGAGUUUUUGUCAAGUUGUGGAAGAUGACUCAAGUUUUGAUGGGCAACCCCGGCGACUUUCAUUCCAUAACCAUGUUUAUAAUGUUUUAGAAACCAUCGGUAAGCUCCGAAUUCGUUCUUGUUUUAUUUUUAAAGCAGAGGACGAGUUGCCAAAGCCAUUUUUAGGUACGUUGUUUGCAAAAUUCAAGCUAUUGAAGGUGUUAGAUCUUGAAGGUGCUCCUCUCGAUAAUCUUCCUGAAGAGGUUGGAAAGUUAUUACACUUGAGGUACUUAAGUGUGAGGAGUACAAAAGUGAAGAUCCUUCCAAAGUUUAUCGGCAAGCUAUACAACUUGCAGACUUUAGAUGUGAAAUACUCUCUAGUGGAUGAGCUACCUUGUGAAAUUAGUAAGUUACAUAAGUUGCGACACCUUUUGGCCUACGAUGUUAAUGACAAUGUUGAUAGUUUUACUGAUGUUAGAAGAGGAGUGAAAGUGCAUGAAGGAAUUGGGCAUUUAAAGGAACUGCAGAAACUACGUGAUGUGGAGGCAAGUCAUGAAGGGUUUGACCAAAUAAUUAAAGAGCUGGAAAAUUUGAGGGAGUUGAGAAAGUUGGGUAUCACAAAGUUGAGGAGAGAAAAUGGGAGGGCUCUCAUCAACUCCAUUCAGAAAAUGAAACACCUUAACUAUCUUCAACUCGUGGCAAUAAACGAAGAUGAGAUCCUGGAUUUACAAUGCAUGACAUCUCCACCUCAGUGUUUGCAAUGUCUCUACUUACGUGGGCGUUUAGGGAAGUUGCCGGAUUGGAUCCCUAAACUUCAAAAUCUAGUCAGAUUAGGUCUAUAUUAUUCUGGCUUAAGUGAUAAUCUGAUAGAAGCCUUGCAAGCGUUGCCUAAUAUGUUAUGGCUACAUAUCCGUAAGGGAUAUGAUGCCGAGAGAUUAUAUUUUGGGGCACAUGGGUUUCAGAAACUUAAGAAGUUGUCUCUCUAUGAGUUGCAGGAGUUGAAUUCAUUGAUAAUAGAGGAAGGAGCGUUGCCACUUCUUGAAGAGCUAUACAUUGGGCCUAGCCCACAAUUGAAGGAGGUGCCGUCCGGCAUUCAACACCUCAAAAAACUCAGACUACUUGGGUUCACUGAUAUGCCAACAAAAUUCAUAGAAAGAAUGAGAGGAGAUGAAGGCCAAGACUAUCACAUCGUUAAGCAUAUACCAUCUAUCCAUUGCUGGAUCAAGAAUAAGGGAUUGAAUUAUACAUCCUACAAACUGUUAUUGUAAUAGAAAGAGUCAACCAAUCACAUUUAAUCUAUUGGAUAAAACUUAUUUAAUUCCAGACAUUGCUUAUUUUUAUUGUUAUUGUAAUAUUGUUGUAAUUUUUACUGUUGCUAGUUUCCAGACAUUGCUUGUUUUUAUUGUUAUUGUAAUGUGUUGUAAUUUUUGUAGUUUCCAACAAUGUGAUUGGUUGAGGAAAGAGUCAACCAAUCACAUUGCUUGUCAUUAUUAUUAUUGUUGUUCAUGACAUUACUUCUUAGUAUUGUUCUUGUAAAGACAAAUCAUUUGUUUAA